Molecule: messenger RNA, 3245 nt
Organism: Pomacea canaliculata
Lineage: Eukaryota; Metazoa; Mollusca; Gastropoda; Architaenioglossa; Ampullariidae
Exons: 13
Coding region: 306-3137 (943 amino acids)
Source: RefSeq, a predicted model, not a curated record
ACAAAGCCCCGACUGCAGAAGUGAAACGCUGUCUUCUUCCUGGCGCACGUGUAUGUGUGUCUGUGUGUCUGUGUAUGUGUCUACUCAAACAAAGCAUAUCCUCCUUAGCUCCAGACCUGCACAAAACGUCCUCAGGUGGGCAAGACGAUCGAGUCACAGCGCAACCUUUUGUGUGUACCUGUUUAUUCUUCACGCGUAAUGGGCGUUCUGACAUGAACCUGCGGCGAGAGAGGGAUCUACCUAGCCUACCUGUGCAUCUCUGACUUCAUACUACCAACCAGAUCCAGUGUCCGACGGUUGACAUCAUGUUCCGACCAGUCAUAGUCCUCAUCGUCUUGCUGGGCUACUUUGGCCACCUCCGGGGUCAGGGGAAGUUUUCUUGGAUGCGCUACGACCGCUUUGAUGAGGUUAACGAUCACUUGAAGACGGUGGACGCGCAAAACUGUCGGUCUAAGUCCAAGAGGGACCUUGUGCUGCGGCCAGACACGGUGGCGCAGCUUCCGGUCUACAAUGAACUGCUGGACCGGGUGUGGUACAAGAACCGGUCCACCCUGAUUCAUUUGCAUAACAUGGCCCUAAACCGUGCAAUGUUCUACAGCUACAUCCUGCAGAAGAUGAACGACUCAGCCUCCUUCUAUCUGCAGCCUAAUUGGUUGUACAUGUACAUGUCAGUGACAGCUGAUGUCAACGCUAAUCCAUCCAUGGUCAACGGCAGUGCCAUCUACUUUGAUACAAACUGCCACUAUCCUAACUGGUACACGACUGUAAACUUUAACAAGACGCUGCCUCUUUUCGGACCGAAGGCCUGGCGCCAUGAUGACUACCAAGACCAGGACAACAUUCUGCGCGAGCCCACCCACCGGGUGGUGGAGGUGGCGGACUUGGGGGCAGGCAAAAACCUCAAUUACACGAGUCGGCUGUUCAAGAUGAACCCUUGGUACUCCAAAUGGCUCCCUGACCUCAGCGGGGCUUUGGAUUCCUUGACCAAGUUUACCUACUAUGUCGGUAUCAAGUACAGCAACGAAACAGGAAGGUUCAUCAACGACGAGUUUCACGCGUACAACUUUUUUGGUCCCUCCAUGCCCUCGGCAGAAGAGAAGGACGAGCGCUUGCUCCCGGUGGUCUUCACACAACCUUACUUCGACUGUGGCGCCUCCAACAAGUGGGUCGUGUCCACCGUCUCUCCCAUUGUUGACUACAUGCCGCGAUACUCCAACUGGACUCACCUCAGGCGCCAGAGGUAUGUAGGCGUUGUUGUCAUGGAUACCUAUUUCAUGCAUCUGGACUUCAAUGCUUGUGGCGUGAGCGCCGGCAACCCUGGUCCUUCGUACCUGUCGGGUACUCAUCGCUGUCGUCCAACAACAGGGUGCAAGCACAAAAUGGGGUACGGUUUCCGACGUGGCGGGUACAUCUGCCACUGUGCACCCGGCAGGCGCUACCCUUGGUCUAUAGAUCUACCUUACCAAGGUGACAACAUCGAACAAGCUACUGAAGAGGAAUAUCGCAACGGAUUUACGUGUACCCCAGUUAAUUUUCGACAAGUACUUCCGAUGGUGGAGAGACUGAACAGCAGCGAUGUUGACGAUGACGUUUAUACAAACAUCGUGAAUAGGAUGAGUACGAAUUCACGGAAUAAACGAUCUGUCAGCACAACAUCUCACUUCAGAAAAAGCUCUGCAGGGAGCUCUCAUGCCACAAGUACGAUCGCCAUCGAUUCUAAAAACAAAAAGCGCAGCAAGAGAUCCACCAUCUAUCAAAGCAGCCAGGAGGAUCCCGAAGACAAGGACGACAAACCUGAGCUGGGGUCUGAUAACUCCGAGGACGAUCCCGAUGUGCGGCCACCGGUGGAGAUCCCUCGUGGAAUGCACGUGGACUGCCAGGCUACGCAUGACCAGAAGCCAGUAUCACGUGAUCAGCUCCUGGCCGCCCAGCAGCGUCGUCAGGGUCAAGCGGCGCAGCAGAAGAAGAUAAAAGAGACAACUGCAGCCCCUACUCCUGCCUCCUUACCGAAGGACAGACGAAAAAGAGCAGCGGUCUUUGAUGAACAGGCAUUUGAUCGCGUGAUGAGAAUAUUCCGACAAAAGGAGAUGGUUACCAAGGACAACUGCUACACUAUGCCCCGUCACAACCUCCUCCUCGCUGGAGACGUCGCAUACGGCGCCAACAAGCAGUUUGAACCGGAAGCUCGUACAGCUUUGCGCCUUUCCCACUUCCUGUCCAACUUUUUACAGAACAGCGGUCCCAUGGAGAAUUUCGGACACCUGCGUGGAGGGGGACGUCUACACGUGGAACAUGUCUUCGGAGAGGUCGUCGCUAACGUCAUGGGCAACCACAAAAUCAAAUCCUGCGGUGUCUUCUUUGACCGCUACAAGUUUGAAAACCAGGACGGGUCUGCAAGGGAGUUUUUUGGACCCUGGGCAUUUCGUGGGUUAGGAACCUACAAAGCCAUUGACAUGGCGGGCAUGAGCAGUCGGUAUGUGAACGAGGACUGGUUCCUGAGCGUCAAAAACCGAUGGGCAACCAAUUUUAAGGGACUUGAGACUUACAAGAUGCGACCCUACAUCCGGUCUGACCCUGCAGGCACAGCCUCAAUCCGUCACGAAUACUUUCCCCUGACGUACAAAGCUCCAGCCUACGCCAGCGGCUAUUGGACGCGCCCUUACUUCCGGUGUGACGGUCACGUCGACGCCUGGGUCAUCACUUACGUCACCCCUUUCUUUGGCUACCGCUCCACACGUCGCAAAUUAGAAUUUAAGGGUGUGGUGACAGUGGACGUGCCCCUCGACCUUUUGGAGUUGAACCAGUGCCCUCAGUCGUUCGGGGUAGCCAACGCUUUUAAGAAUACGGCCCGGUGUAACACUGUUUCCACUAAGUGCAGCACACAGGUUGGGUUCCCUUUCCAGCUUGGAGCCUACCGUUGUGAUUGUCGGCAGGGGUUCGAGUACCAUCAUUUGGACGGAAAGUUUUGGAUAGAGGGCUUCCUGCUGGAAUCUGAGUACAAGAAGAAAGUGAGAGGUCUCUUCAGCAGAUUCGACGAGCUGGGAUGCAGGGUUUCUGCAUGUUCAGAAUUCUCACAUUCAGGACUGCUUCUGGCCACGGCCAUUCUGCUACUAAAGAUAGUACAGUAUAACCUCUGAUUACGGGUGCCUGUGAUUCCCAUCAAACCCAACCGUUCAUGUGGCAAAAUUAAAGGUGACUGGGAAAUAAGAGUACUAUCAGCUAGCAGCAGGAUUCAUCAGAUAUCU